Scatophagus argus is the source of this 2188-nucleotide messenger RNA. RefSeq names its product eukaryotic translation initiation factor 4A1A (gene eif4a1a). Gene Ontology annotation, cellular component: cytoplasmic stress granule. The coding region runs from base 95 to 1309 and encodes 404 amino acids. The record is from RefSeq and is a predicted model, not a curated record. Gene Ontology annotation, biological process: cytoplasmic translational initiation. The transcript is spliced from 11 exons. NCBI's taxonomy places the organism in Eukaryota, Metazoa, Chordata, Actinopteri, Scatophagidae. Gene Ontology annotation, molecular function: translation initiation factor activity; RNA helicase activity; ATP binding.
CAGCUAAAUGACGGCCAUCUGUUGCAAUAAGAAAGCUUCUUUGUGCGCUCAACGUAUAUAAGACAUUUCUGCCGCAGUUUCUUUCUUUGGAAUAAUGUCGGCUGAAUAUGAUAACGGAGACAAUGGCCCAGAGGGCAUGGAGCCAGAUGGGAUCAUUGAGAGCAACUGGGAUCAGAUUGUGGACAGUUUUGAUGAGAUGAGUCUGCGCGAGGCUCUGCUCAGGGGAAUUUAUGCCUAUGGUUUUGAGAAGCCUUCCGCUAUCCAGCAGAGAGCAAUUGUCCCUUGUAUCAAGGGUUACGAUGUAAUCGCUCAGGCCCAGUCUGGCACUGGGAAGACUGCCACCUUCGCCAUUUCCAUCCUCCAGCAAAUUGAUGUGGAGCUGAAAGACACGCAGGCUCUGGUCCUGGCUCCCACUAGGGAGCUGGCCCAGCAGAUCCAGAAGGUGGUGUUGUCCCUGGGUGACUACAUGGGGGCCAGCUGCUAUGCCUGCAUCGGAGGUACCAGCAUUCGCAGUGAAGUUCAGAAGUUGCAGGCCGAAGCCCCUAACAUUGUGGUGGGAACCCCUGGCCGUGUCUUCGACAUGUUAACCCGCAGGAACCUUUCUUCAAAGCACAUCAAAAUGUUUGUGCUGGACGAGGCUGACGAGAUGCUUAGUCGAGGGUUUAAGGACCAGAUCUAUGACAUCUUUCUGAAACUGUCAAGCAGUACCCAGGUGGUCUUACUUUCAGCCACCAUGCCUGCUGAUGUUUUGGAGGUCACAAAGAAGUUCAUGCGUGAACCGGUCCGAAUCCUGGUAAAGAAGGAGGAGCUGACCCUUGAGGGAAUUCGUCAGUUCUACAUCAAUGUGGAGAAAGAGGAGUGGAAGCUGGACACACUAUGUGACCUGUAUGAAACCCUGACCAUUACGCAAGCGGUCAUAUUCAUCAACACGAGGAGGAAAGUGGACUGGCUCACUGAGAAGAUGCAUGCCAGAGACUUCACUGUCUCUGCUCUGCAUGGUGACAUGGACCAGAAAGAGAGAGACCUGAUCAUGAGAGAGUUCCGCUCUGGCUCUAGUCGUGUCCUCAUUACCACUGACCUGCUGGCCAGAGGUAUUGAUGUCCAGCAAGUGUCCCUAGUUAUAAACUACGAUCUGCCGACCAAUAGGGAGAACUAUAUCCACAGGAUUGGUCGUGGUGGUCGUUUCGGCAGAAAGGGCGUAGCCAUCAACAUGGUGACGGAGGAUGACAAGCGAACCCUGAGGGAUAUCGAGACCUUCUACAACACCACCGUUGAGGAGAUGCCCAUGAAUGUGGCAGAUCUUAUCUAGAGGAAACUGCAAAAACUUCAUUCACCCCAUCCUGUUUAUUUUAGAAGUUGAAUCUUGUUUCUUAUACUAUCUGAAUUCUAAGAACUUUUGCUAAAUUCCACCAUGACUUUCCAUUUGAAGGAAAGGGGGAAGAAAAUGGCAGCCGUUGUUCCUUACUUGUAAGUUUUGGCCUUGUUGGAAAGAUGAAUUUACUGACCUGCUUCAUCUGCAUUGUCAUAGUCCUUGACCCUGUAUUGGCACCUAAAUUCUUCCUACAGCUAACCACUCCUCUUAAACAAUUAGAACUUUUUGACUUUUACAAGGGAGGGGAAAAAAACACAACUGCAUUUCUAGAAGCACAUUUGGGAGGGGAAAAAAAAAGAUGUUUAGAAGUAUUCUAGCUCUGGCUGUUAGCGAAGGCUUAACUUUAAAUGAAUACCCUGCCCCAGUUAUUACUCUGCAUAGUGCUAACAUAAAAAUAUUGAUUCUUCUAUGAAAUGUGGCUGAUUUUUGUACCAGCCAUGGCAUCACCAUGUUGCUGCACUGUUUCUGACUGACUGCAGCUCAGACUCGCCACAACCGUGAUCUAAAGGGAAGUGCUGCAUUUGACCAGAUCAGUAUUAACACCUCUUCAGUGUACUCGCAAUGGUCUUUUAACACACACCUAUGAUCUUGUUGACGGAUUUUGGGGAUAGAGUACACGGGGCAUAUUCAGUUUAAAAAAAAUAAAUAAAUAAAUAAAAAUUGUAUAGUAAACUACAUUAUGAAUGAGCUGUUUACAGUUUUGGUCCUUUACUGCUGUUAUAUUUUUAUUGCUAUUGUACAUAGUGCUUGACUUGUACAGUCAGUUGUGCAGUAACAUUCAGUUGAAGACUAAAAAAUAAUGGAAAGUUCUGUGGA